AUGGAGGUGGUAAUAACGGGCUUUUUUUUCGCUCGUCAUAGAGCCUGCUUCCUGCGGCCGGACACCGGCCCCUGUCGCGCCGAGAUCCUUCAGUGGUAUUUCGACGCUAAAGCCGUGAAGUGCUACCGAUUCUGGUGGGGUGGUUGCCAGGGCAAUGGAAAUAAGUUUGAGUCAAGAAAGGAAUGUUUGGACUACUGUUUCCUACCUAGCGAUAAUGCCCCGAAAGAGAACCGUAAAUCAAGAAGACCAAUUUUUUGUAGCUUGGCCUUUGACUUUGGGAGUUGCUUUGGACAUUAUAAUCGUUGGUAUUUUGAUCUUUUUUACGAGACAUGCAGACGACGCAUAUACUCGGGGUGUGGCGGUAACCAGAACAACUUUCAGACACUGAAGGAGUGUGUAGGCAACUGCUUGAUGGGUCCAAACAGCACCAUGGGAGGCCACUACCAGAAAACCACUUGCAUACCACUGGAUAUACCCGAGCUGCAGUAAUAAUAGAUACCACUUGAAACGAAGACUUUUAGUAUCAUAAUAAACGAAUAAAAUAUAAUAUAUAACGUAACUGUA
Pectinophora gossypiella (pink bollworm) is the source of this 564-nucleotide messenger RNA. RefSeq names its product boophilin-H2-like. The record is from RefSeq and is a predicted model, not a curated record. Bases 1 to 489 code for a protein of 162 amino acids. NCBI's taxonomy places the organism in Eukaryota, Metazoa, Arthropoda, Insecta, Lepidoptera, Gelechiidae. The transcript is spliced from 5 exons. Gene Ontology annotation, molecular function: serine-type endopeptidase inhibitor activity.